GUGAAGAAUUGCAGGGCGGUUGUGCGGAUGGGAUUGAAGUACGCAGAGAGGCAUGUGGGGGAGGCGGUGGAGUGGGCUGGGAAGCGCAGGGCGCAUCGGCUGGAGGCGAGGGGGAGGCUGGAGCUAGUUGAUGUGUUCCGUACGUUCGUGGAGGGAAUGAUGGUGGAGCGCCUGCUCUCAACGUCCCCGGCUGGCCUGCUCACCUAUUUUUAA
This is a messenger RNA of Closterium sp. Naga37s-1, 213 nucleotides long. The record is from the annotation of a GenBank genome assembly. NCBI's taxonomy places the organism in Eukaryota, Viridiplantae, Streptophyta, Zygnematophyceae, Desmidiales, Closteriaceae.